AUGGUGAAGGCUUCCUCCAUAACAGUGUGCUUGCUUCUCCUCCUUGUUGUGGCACAUGGUUUGCGAGAUGGAGUUAAAAGUGGGAAAUUUGAACAUGCAAAGAAGGUUUCGUCCCCUUCCCCGUCGUCAGAAGUCUAUCAUCUAGAAUGUGAAUCUAGUAGCCAGUGCUAUGGUUGCAAUCCUCCUAACUGCAAUAAUUGUAUAGAUGGAACUUGUGCUUGUUACUGCUGA
This is a messenger RNA of Prunus armeniaca (apricot), 231 nucleotides long. The record is from the annotation of a GenBank genome assembly. NCBI's taxonomy places the organism in Eukaryota, Viridiplantae, Streptophyta, Magnoliopsida, Rosales, Rosaceae.